This is a messenger RNA of Cololabis saira (Pacific saury), 1750 nucleotides long. It is a transcript of the gene wnt2, whose product is annotated as wingless-type MMTV integration site family member 2. Gene Ontology annotation, cellular component: extracellular region. The coding region runs from base 239 to 1294 and encodes 351 amino acids. The record is from RefSeq and is a predicted model, not a curated record. Gene Ontology annotation, biological process: multicellular organism development; canonical Wnt signaling pathway; cell fate commitment. Gene Ontology annotation, molecular function: cytokine activity; frizzled binding. The transcript has 5 exons. NCBI's taxonomy places the organism in Eukaryota, Metazoa, Chordata, Actinopteri, Beloniformes, Belonidae.
GCCCACCCCUCGUGUGAAGGCAGCAGCGUGAAGCUGAGAGCUCAUCCUCUGCCGGAGACACUCAAACCCUCUCAAACCCUCUCAAACAGGACCCACUAAACCCGGACCCGCUGCGCUUUUACGCACGACUCCUCCGGAGACUCCGCUUCCCUCCACCGCUCCUCCGAUGCUUCCUAACCCACUUCCAGGCGUGGAAAUGCUCCUUCCAGGUCCCUGAGGGACCCAAGUCUGGUUUAAUAUGAACUUUCUGCCGACUGGAAUAUGUUUGUAUUUAUUAUCUGUCGCGGUGUGCUGGAUGACGGCCAAGGUCGACGCGUCCUGGUGGUACAUGGGCACCCUGGGCUCCCAGGUGAUGUGCGACAACAUCCCCGGCCUGGUGAACAAGCAGCGCCAGCUGUGCCGCCAGCACCCCAAGGUGAUGCAGGCCAUCGGCGCCGGCAUGAGUGACUGGAUCUCCGAGUGCCAGCACCAGUUCCGCAACCACCGCUGGAACUGCAACACCACGGGCCGCGACCACAACCUGUUCGGACGCCUGCUGCUCCGAGGGAGCCGCGAGGUGGCGUUCGUCUACGCCAUCUCCUCAGCCGGCGUGGUGCACACGCUGGCCCGCGCCUGCAGCCAGGGCGAGCUGGACUCCUGCUCCUGCGACCCCACCAAGAAGGGCUCGUCGUGGGACCAGAAGGGCUCCUUCGACUGGGGCGGCUGCAGCGACCACGUGGAGCACGCCAUCCGCUUCAGCCAGGGCUUCGUGGACGCCAAGGAGCGGCAGGAGCGGGACGCCCGCGCGCUCAUGAACCUGCAGAACAACCGGGCCGGCAGGAAGGCGGUGAAGCGCUUCAUGACCCUGGAGUGUAAAUGCCACGGCGUCAGCGGCUCCUGCAGCGUCCGGACCUGCUGGCUGGCCAUGGCCGACUUCCGCCGCACCGGCGAUCACCUGCGGCGGCGCUACAACGGCGCCGUGCAGGUGGCGGUGAACCAGUACGGCACCGGCUUCACCGGAGCCCAGGCGCGCUUCAAACGGCCCAGCAAGAACGAGCUGGUGUACCUGGAGGACUCGCCGGACUACUGCGUCCGGGACCCGCAGACAGGCUCGAUGGGGACGGUGGGCCGGCUCUGCAACCGGACGUCCCGCAGCACCGACAGCUGCGAGGUGAUGUGCUGCGGCCGCGGCUACGACACGGCGCGCGUCAGCCGCACCACCAAGUGCGAGUGCAAGUUCCACUGGUGCUGCGCCGUGCGCUGCCGCGACUGCCACCAGGAGGUGGACGUGCACAGCUGCAAGGCCCAGACGUGACCCGCCGGCGCCGAGCUACCGACCCCUGCGCCGCCCCGCCGCUCCCCAGCUACAGACCUGCAGCAGUCCACACGGACGCCGUGGAACCGCGUUCGAGUGCUGCGGGUCGACUCGUAGGUAGGUUCCCCGGCACCGGCACGCCGCCGCCGCGCCGCUUCAGCUUAGAGGAAUAUAUCCCGGAAGAGCUUCCACACCGUCAAGCACUAAAAACAUCUUUGAUUGAUUUCAUAACGAGCUGCUCUGAACGUCCUGAAACCUGCGUGUUGGGAGGUUUUCCUGAGAAACUGGACUGACGCCUCCGGAGCCUAAACGGACUCGUCCUCCUCGCUGGAGGAGGCUCAGCCGCUAACGGCGGCCAGCCAGCGCUCCUGAAGGACCGUCGGAUCUACGGAGACGUUGUGAAGAGCAAGGAAAAGAUGUCUUACUCACAUAUUUGUCAACACUUUAUCACUAAAU